GGGUCCGGGGAGAGUGGAUAUAGUGAAUGCGGGGUCCGGGGAGAGCGGAUAUAGUGAAUGCGGGGUCCGGGGAGAGCGGAUAUAGUGAAUGCGGGGUCCGGGGAGAGCGGAUAUAGUGAAUGCGGGGUCCGGGGAGAGCGGAUAUAGUGAAUGUGCAGGGUCCGGGAGAGUGGAUAUAGUGAAUGCGGGGUCCGGGGCGAGAGGAUAUAGUGAAUGCGGGGUCCGGGGAGAGCGGAUAUAGUGAAUGCGGGGUCCGGGGAGAGCGGAUAUAGUGAAUGCGGGGUCCGGGGACAGCGGAUAU
Messenger RNA from Staurois parvus, 301 nucleotides. The record is from the annotation of a GenBank genome assembly. Lineage: Eukaryota; Metazoa; Chordata; Amphibia; Anura; Ranidae.